AUGCCGACUCUUGACAAUCCGAGUCAUACGGACACCAUCAUCCAUGCUGAGAAUGGUAACGUCUUGUACGAUGCUCAGAUCGACAAGAACGUUGUGUCGUGGCCUAAGCUAUACGAAGCUGGUCUAUUUGGCGACUUCACCGCCACCGAAGCAAUCAUCUAUAAUGCGGCUGAUGAUGAGGCUGCUGGUCGUGUAUCUAGACACGACAACGUAUACUGUCUCGAGGAUUUGGCCCCGCCGUCGGCGACGACUCACCCGUCCAGGCCAACUACAGAGUCGAUCCCCCAAGUCUCUACUUCAGAGCUUGAGAUAGUGAAUGAGUCUGCACAGGGUAGUCCAAGUUCUGGCGUGAUUAGUUCCAAUAUUUUUGCGUCUCCUAAUACGUUGCCUUCUGAGUCAGCCUAUGUUGAGUCGAGCGUUCCCUUGAAUUCAUCUUCUCCAAGUGCCACCACGACGAAGCGCAAACUAGGAACUCAUUUCGAAAGUUCCGGUCAAGCUCCAGCAAAACGCAGUCGCGCUAAAUUAAGCAUGCAUGGCCGCAUAAGGCAUCAGUUGAUCGAGCUGGGGGAGAAGGUUGCAAAUGUGAUCACGACUCCGUCCUCCUUGUCACCGCCCCACCCACCCAGGAUUACCCGCAUACCGAGUGACUUCGAUUGGCCUCACAAGAUUUUUGAUAGUAAUUCGACGCCCUCUUUCACUACAACGUUCAUGUCGUCAGCAACUAGAGAGUAUCACCCGCCCGCAGCGACUCCAGAGAUCGUUGAGUCGAAGAGUACCAGCAGUGAAUCGUAGUGUAUUGUACCGACGUCCGCCAAUAGAGUCUCAACAAGCGUGCAGAGGCAGAGAAAAGGCGGGUGGCUCGCGACUAAAGGUGGAGCAUAUAAAAUCGAGGUUGAGGAC
Molecule: messenger RNA, 900 nt
Organism: Didymella exigua CBS 183.55
Lineage: Eukaryota; Fungi; Ascomycota; Dothideomycetes; Pleosporales; Didymellaceae
Exons: 3
Coding region: 1-792 (263 amino acids)
Source: RefSeq, a predicted model, not a curated record